AUGUCUCAAUUUCGAAAAUAAACAGGUAAAAUAAAUUUGUAUUAAUAGAACUUUAUGUUUGGGGAAGUAAUAUAUAUAAAUUAAAAAUAAGACUGUUAGUAUGGUUAAUUAGGGUUAGGAGACGAAUACAUUAAAUAGAAUGUAAAUAAUCCAAAAUGUUGUUCUUACAAAAUUAUAGUGGUUAAAAUAGCUUGUGGUUUUUAACAUUCAUGCUUAUUAAUUAAUAAUGGGAAUUUAUAUACAAUGGGCUUGAAUGAAUAAGGGUAAUUAGGUUUAAAUACGUAAUGAAUUUAAAUUUGAAUAUAGUCAACUUUCGUUCAUCUCAACUCCUCAGUUAAUUGCAUUAAAAGGCCCAUUUAUAAGAAUAAAAGCUGCUGCUAAUUAUACUGUCGGUUAAAGAGAUACAGGUGAACUUUAUACAUGGGGAUAAAACUAAGCAUUCAACAUUCAUACAAAUUAACCAUAAUUACUUAAAAUAAAGAAGAUCAAUCAAUUUUCAUGUGGUGAAAAUCAUAUGGGUUUAAUUGAUUUUAAUUGUUAAUUAUUUAUGUGUGGAUCUAAUGAUUAUGGUUAAUUAGGUUUGAAUUGUUAUGAAAGUGUAAGAAAAUAUAGAAACUUUUUAGUUUGUGCCUUAAUAAGUUCUAACUUUAGAAAAAUAUGAUAAAGUCAAAUGUGGUUUAACUCAUACAUUAGUUUUAAACAAUGGUCUAGUCUAUUCCUUUGGAUCUAACAAGAAUGGAGAAUUAGGAAAUGGAAAAUUAACUAAUACACAUAAUCAAUUAAAACCUUUGAAAAUGAUAAAUGUUAAUAAAAUCUAUGCUUCUAAUUUUUCUGCAGCCAUAACCAAUAAAAAUGAAUUAUAUUUAUGGGGAGUAAUCUAUUUAUAUUAAUAAGUCUGGCAUAUUUGGAGAAUUUCAUACACCUACUAAAAUUGAAUUUUCAAAUUAUAUUAAAAAAAUUAAACUUGGAAUUGGUUUUGGUUGCAUAUUAGAUGAAGAAGGAUAAAUCUAUACUUGGGGUAAAAAUUCUUCAGGUGAAUUGGCUCAAAAAGACUACAUUCCCAGAACAGAUAUUUAACAUAUUAAAUAAUUGAAAAAUAAAUAAAUUAAAACUUUGGAUUGUGGUGCUAAUUUUGUUGUAAGCAUUAGUAAAAUUUAAGAAAGACCAAUUAAUUAUGAACAAAUCAUUAAAGAAAAUGAUCACCUUAAGUAAAAAUUAUUAUAAAUGGAAACCAUUUUCAAAAAUUAAAAAAUUAAAUCUUAAACUGAUUUAUAAUAUACACUAUAAUAAGAAUGUAAAAGCUUUGAUUUAGGAAUUAUUUAGGAUUAAUUAGAAUAAAAAUAAAAACUAAUUUAAGAUUAGGAAAAAAUAAUUUAAAGUCAAAAAGAUAGAAUAAUAUUUUUAGAAUCAGAGCUUAAUUACUAUUAAAAUAAAGAGAAUUUCAAUCAAAAUAUAGAUUCACAUACAUAUAAAUAAGAUUUCAAAAAUCAAACAAAAAUAAAAUUUGAUCUUUAUAAUUAAUGA
Messenger RNA from Paramecium sonneborni, 1524 nucleotides. The record is from the annotation of a GenBank genome assembly. NCBI's taxonomy places the organism in Eukaryota, Ciliophora, Oligohymenophorea, Peniculida, Parameciidae.